AUGUCAAGAGACAGAUUCAACAUACUUGAUAUACUACGAGUUAUUGGUGGUUUAUUAUUCUUCAAUGCUAUACUUUCUUAUUGGUUUACAUCAGAUACAACUUGGGGUUAUCAUGGUAAAUAUAUAAAUUGGAGAUUUUAUAAAUAUAAAUUAUUGCAAAAUAAAUUUAAUUUAACAUUGGAUGAGUUAUCAAAUUAUGAUGGUGUUAAAAAUAAUCAGAUUUUAUUGUCUAUAAAUGGAAGUGUUUAUGAUGUUUCAUCCAACUGGCCUGUAUAUGGUCCAAAGGGAACUUAUCAUAAUUUAGUAGCAAAAGAUGCAUCAAGAGUCUUUAUAACUGGUUGUUUUAUGAAACCUGAUGAAUAUACUUAUGAUUUAAGGGGGCUAGAUCCAGAAGAAUGUGAAUCUGAUAUAAAGAAAUGGCAAGAGUAUUUUAAUAAUCAUCAAAAGUAUUGGUAUGUCGGAGAUGUUGAAUUACAAUAUGAUGAUUUUGAAAAUAAAGAACCCCCAGAACCUUGUGAGCAUAUGAAAUUCCCAGGAAUGCAAAACUGA
Molecule: messenger RNA, 549 nt
Organism: Lodderomyces jiufengensis
Lineage: Eukaryota; Fungi; Ascomycota; Pichiomycetes; Serinales; Debaryomycetaceae
Exons: 1
Coding region: 1-549 (182 amino acids)
Cellular component (GO): membrane; endomembrane system
Source: RefSeq, a predicted model, not a curated record